This is a messenger RNA of Triticum dicoccoides, 2521 nucleotides long. Its product is annotated as wall-associated receptor kinase 5-like. The transcript is spliced from 4 exons. Bases 131 to 2377 code for a protein of 748 amino acids. The record is from RefSeq and is a predicted model, not a curated record. Gene Ontology annotation, cellular component: plasma membrane. Gene Ontology annotation, biological process: cell surface receptor signaling pathway; protein phosphorylation. Lineage: Eukaryota; Viridiplantae; Streptophyta; Magnoliopsida; Poales; Poaceae. Gene Ontology annotation, molecular function: protein serine/threonine kinase activity; ATP binding; polysaccharide binding.
CAACUACAGAAAGCAAAGCUCGAAACUGGCAUGCUACUCUCGCCUCUCGGUGUCCUAGGAAAGGCAGAUCCUGAAGCACAAGUAAAUCGCUCGAGACACUUCUUCUCUUCGACGAGCACCGAAUCCCUCCAUGUUUCAGCCCAACAAUAUGCAAAUGCUCUUGCAGCUUGGCCUUGGUUUCGUAUUGCUUGCAGCACAGUAUGCACCUGGAAUUGCAGCUCCUAGCUCACAGUGCCGGCGACAGUGUGGAAAUGUUGAGAUACCAUACCCAUUUGGUAUCGAUCCAGGCUGCUCGCUCACACAAGCCUUCGACCUCAGCUGUGAGGUCCAAGAUGGCAUCCCAAAGCCAUUCAGUGGCGCCUUUGAGGUGCUCGACAUUUCUUUGGCUCAAGGCACAGCCCGGGUGCUGAAUUACAUCUUGGGCUACUGCUAUAACACCUCCACCGGGAGCAUGGAGUAUUUUGGCCAGUCCUGGGGGUUCAGUGGAGAUCCUUCUUCUCCCUACCGGCUCUCCGACACCCAGAACAGGUUCACGGUCAUCGGGUGCAGCGCCCUCGCCUUGAUAUCCGACUACGAUGGCACGGGCUACCAGGGCUUGGGCGUCGCAACAUGCCGCAAUUUGUCAGACUUGGUGGACGGAUCCUGCUCAGGUAUGGGCUGCUCCCAGACCACAAUACCAAAGAGGAUGUAUUACUACGACACAACUUUCUCGCCAUCAGUUAACACAAGUCAAAUCUGGGGGUUCAACCGCUGCAGCUAUGCGGUACUAAUGGAGGCAGCAGCAUUUGAGUUCAACACUACGUACGUGAGCACAAACAAAUUCAAUGACACAUAUAACGGACGGGUGCCUAUGAUUCUUGACUGGGCUAUAAGAGAUGUGAAGUCAUGUGAUGCUGCAAAACAGAAUACAACCGGUACUUACGCAUGCCUCAGCGCCAACAGCAAGUGUGUGGAUUCCACCAAUGACCAAGGGUACACCUGCAAUUGCACCAAUGGUUAUGAAGGCAACCCUUAUCUUCAAGACGGAUGCAAAGAUGUUAAUGAAUGCAACCGCAAUCCAUGCCCUUCAGAUGGCUUUUGUCGCAAUAUUGUUGGAAAAUACCGUUGUUCUUGUCGACUUGGCAAAAAAUAUGUCACUGAAAGCAAUACAUGCAACCCUAAUAUCGGCUUCAUAAUAGGAGUUACAAUGGGAUUAUUUGGUUUGAUGGUUAUCGUCAUGAUCACUAUCUUCUGGGGACAAAUGAUAAUUCAAAAGAGGAAACUGAAUAAAGUUAAGCAGGAGUAUUUCCAUAAGCAUGGAGGCGUGCUUUUGUUUGAUAAGAUGAAAUCGGAGAAAGGUCUGGCUUUCAAUGUAUUUUCAGAAGCAGAACUCAUACAUGCCACCGACAACUUUGACAGUGGCAGAAUAAUUGGAAAAGGAGGCCAUGGGACGGUUUAUAAAGGUAUAAUAAAGAACAUGCCGGUUGCAAUUAAAAGAUGUGCAGUAGUUGACGAGAGACAGAAGAAGGAAUUUGGCCAGGAGAUGCUCAUUUUGUCCCAAAUCAAUCACAAGAACGUUGUCAAACUCUUGGGUUGUUGCCUUGAGGUGGAAGUUCCAAUUCUAGUAUAUGAGUUUGUCCUAAAUGGUACACUAUUUGAGCUUAUCCAUGGCAAGAACCAAGCAUUGGAAAUAUCUUUCAACACUCUCUUAAGGAUUGCUCAUGAAGCAGCUGAAGGACUCAGCUUCUUGCAUUCGUAUGCAUCUCCCCCAAUAAUUCAUGGUGAUGUGAAAAGUUCCAACAUCCUGCUUGAUGAUAACUACAUGGCAAAAGUGUCAGACUUCGGAGCCUCCAUACUAGCGCCAUCUGACAAAGAGCAAUUUGUCACAAUGGUUCAAGGUACUUGCGGUUACCUUGAUCCCGAAUAUAUGCAAACAUGCCAGUUAACAGACAAAAGCGAUGUGUACAGUUUUGGAGUUAUUCUUCUAGAGAUUCUCACAGGCCAGCUGCCACUGAAGCUCGAGGGGUCUGAGAAGCAAAGAAGCUUGUCAUUGAUUUUCUUGUCUGCAAUGAAGGAGAAUAAUCUAGAAGCUGUGUUGGUGAACCACGUGAAAGGCCAAGAGAGCAUGGAGUUGUUGAGAGGAAUUGCAGACCUGGCUAAGAGAUGCCUAGACAUGUGUGGCAACAACAGACCCUCCAUGAAAGAGGUCGCCGAUGAACUCAACAGAUUGAGGAAACUUUCACUACAUCCCUGGGUACAGCUCGGCGCCGAGACAGGAGUAGAAAACCUUCUUGGAGGAGAUACUACUGGUGGGUAUGAAAUAGAAUUAAGUGGUUACCCUAUGGGCGAGAGUGAGAACCAGCCCAUAAACCCUAGAAGUUCCUAUUAUGCAAGGUGAGAAAAAACAUGUAUUGUAAUCGGUUAAACCUACUAAAGAUACUUAUGUUCCUUCUAUACCUUGUUACAAUGUGUAAUAUCUACGUUCCUUCUGAAUCUUGUUACCAUGUAUUACAACUUAUAAAUUACAAAUCACUUUUUAAUC